Messenger RNA from Lingula anatina, 5279 nucleotides. RefSeq lists its product as uncharacterized. Lineage: Eukaryota; Metazoa; Brachiopoda; Lingulata; Lingulida; Lingulidae. The record is from RefSeq and is a predicted model, not a curated record.
GAAUGGGCCAGUUUGACAAUCACAACCUGACCGAGACUCGUCAUGACUCUUUUAUGAAAGCCGCCAAUCGGUCUUCUGCCAUUCAGCUGGGGAUUAUAUAACGGACAAGCGAGCUACUUAGCUGUCUUGCUUUAUAUCAAUAGACCAGGUAAUCAUGUUGCCUUUCCGGAUGGCUUGGAGUGAAUAGUGAAAGAGGAGAUACCAACAAUAGGGCAGCCAAUAGGAAGGCUGACUCAUGGUAGGAGGAACCUGAAGCUUUCUACUGGACUGAAAACCAAUAUCUCUAAAUCCAAGGCCCUGGUGCUCUACACACUGCACUUAACACACACGCAGAGACAAUCAAUACAAUGACGGACUUAUGGGAGUGGAGAUACUGUAUUUCAGCGGCUAAAUCUCCACCAGUGAAAUUCAAUUCUUAGGUCAGGAGCUGGGGAUAGAGGCUGGUAUAUCACCUUCCACGGGAGCCAACUGUAUGGUUUUUACCACCAUCUCUCCACAUGGGAAGGGAACCAAGUUGUAGGCAACAGAACGGAUUCUGUCAUUGUAAGGUUAGGCACUAUCAGCACCAGCAACACUCAAUAAGACCAGGUACCAAUUCAUUCUCACUUGCAACAAACUGCUCGUCAGCUCACGAUUCCGAAAGCCUGAAUUGUCAGUGAAUAUUUUGGAUGAUACUGAAUUUGAAUAGCAUACAAAACACAGAAAGCUAUUUCUACAUUUCUUUCUUUUUUCUCACACUGGGAGACAGGAGGAAGAACAGAGAUCGUGCAAGUCUGUAUGCUCAGCUAUUCUGAUACUCCCCUUGGAGAGCAACCGCUUAAAUAGAUAAACCAGGAAGACCAAAACCUCAUGGAACUGAAAACACAAUAGGAUUCCAUACUGUACCACUGUGAUCUAUAAACCAUCAUCUUUUUUACUGAUUGGAAUAGAACUAUGAUGUCUGUGUUGGCAGUGCUGUUGAUUGCCUAUCUCCACCAGACAACAUAUGCCCAGAUAUCAUCAGGGGGAAACAAUGUUGUGGAAGCAAUAGGCCCAGUAUUCAUAGGAAGCACUUGUGUGGAGCUGGCAAGCCAGAUAGCCCAGAUCAGCUCAACCACUGGGCCCUCACAGCUCCACCUCCACUGCUCUGUUGGCACGGUGAUACGGGUUGUCAAGGUGACAAAGGGAAAGAGCACAGAAACAGGGAGGUGUUUCUAUGACCCUGUCGACUCAUGCACCAUCACCACUGGUGUCCAGUAUUUCAUCCAUAGAUGUUCAGGACAUCAGAAUUGUACCGAAGACCCUGGCUCUGCACAGUACAUUGAAAGUUGCAACAGCUUCACUAACUAUAUCACUGUGGAGUAUGAGUGCAUAGCAGUCUCAGAUAUCCACAGCAUAGACACCAGUCAAGUGGUGUCUACAGGGCCAGACAUCCUGGGGUACAUCUACCUGUCCAGUCCCCUGUAUCCCGCACACUACCCUAGCAGAAGUUACUCUACCUGUAAUAUCACUACACAGCCACAGAGUUCCAUCAAUAUCAGGGUGCUGGAUUUUGAUAUCGAGGUGGGUAACAAUGGGUGCGAAUAUGACAAAUUAGUGUAUUACAACCCCACAAGUGGCGACUAUGUAGACUACUGCGGCCGAGGGAAAUAUGGAGAAGGCGGCACUUUGGAUAGUGACAUCAUCAGUAUCACUUUCAUAUCAGAUGAAUCAGUAGAACAGAAAGGUUUUAUGUUAAGAAUUGCCGGUGUCACGGCCCAGGGACUCCUGGACAGUGUUUCUAUUUCCUGCCUAACGCAGACACCGCCAACAAUUGAGACAGAGGUUCCCCUGCCAAGCCCUGUCACUCCGCCAUCCACUGCUACAGUAAUCAACCUGUGUCAAAAUGCCACUUUAACGAUGAGUCCCGAGUCGAAUGACAUCAAUCAAUUCUACCUGAGUAGCCCUGCCUACCCAGCAGAGUACCCGCACAGUGCCAACUGCUCUUGUCAGCUGACCAACAUGGUCGCCAGUCACAGGAUAGAGAUGGAGCUGAUCUACAUCUCCAUCGAAGCUGCCAGUCAGUGCGAGUUUGACAUGCUGGAGAUCCGUCCCGACCCCCCUGGCAUGCGCUUCGCUCAGAGGUUCUGCGCAGAGGGCGUCAUGUCGGGUUACAAGAUGGUCAGCCAAAAUGAGACCAUGGCCAUAAGGUUUACUUCCGAUUCUUCUGUUCAGCAGUUUGGGUUUUUACUAAUAAUCAAGGAUCUGCCCCCUGAUGACUUCCUGUCGUCUGCUGCAAUCAACCUUCAGUGCAAAGCCAGCUUGCCUUCCGACACAACCACCACUGUCCCAACACUGGCACCACCCAGUAUACCAACAUUGGCACCAGGAACUGAAUAUUCUGAUAUAUGUGGCAACACAUUUGGUUCCACAUCUCAGCCAGUCAUGGGCGAACCUCUCCCCUUGCCCAGAGAAAUCACCAGUCCGAACUACCCGCAACACUACCCUAGCAACACGUCCUGCAUGUGCGAGCUACGGACACGAACCAGCAAUCCCAUACGGGCAGUUGUCCAUUACUUCAACUUAGAAAUCGGCCUCCAGAAUUGUGAAUACGACUGGUUCGUAUUGCAGCAGAGUCCCCCGUAUGGAGAGGCCAGGCGUGUGUGCGGACAUGAAUACCAUGAACGCACAUUCAUAAGUGGUAAUAACAGCCUGCUUAUGGUGUUUCAUAGUGAUGGCUAUAUCAACUUCCCUGGGUUCUGGAUUACUGCUGAAGCUCUGUCACCUAGUGGUGAAACAGCAGUCCUGGAUAUGAGAUGUCACAGAGUGGACAGACCAAUUUUUCUGCCCUCUGCUUCAACAACCAGCACAACCACCCCCAGCACAACCAGCAGCACAAUUACAAGCACAACCACCAGCACACCUAGCACAAUCAGCACAACCACAACCACAGCCAGCAGUCCAGUUACUCCUGGCACCACUGGUGUAACACUGCAGACACCACUGCAUGAAUUAACACCUGAGGCCACACGAUCAACUCCCACGGUGACAGAAAGGUCAACUCCCACAAUGGACCCCACAGUUCAUGGGGUCAAGACCAAUGCCAGUGCCAGUGCUAGCACUCAAAAUCAACAACAAACAAUUCUACUGGUGAGCACAAUUGUUCCAGUGCUGCUAUUGUUGCUGAUUGUUGCAAGUGUCAUAAUUGUCAUUGUGUGGUGCAGGAGGAGAAAGAGGCCACCACUGGCCCACAUAGAGCUGGAAGCCCCAAAGCCAUACAUGGCUCUACACAGCAACAAUAACCAAAAUACAACUUACAACGAGAUCGCAACUGAUCCAGGAUACACCACUCUAAACCCUGCCAAUGGGAAGAACCCAAAUGGCCAUGCUGCCAUUGGAGCCAAUAGCAAUUCAACCCAUCAGGAAAAUGUGUAUGAUUCGAUACCAUAUGAUAGCACGGCUCCAAUAUAUGACACUGCAGCUCCUGUAUAUGACAGUGCAGCUCCAAUAUAUAGCAAUGCAAUCCCACCUCAUGAAAACACAGUAGAGAAAAAUCCAUCCCAACCACAGUUACAAGUGCCACCAGAAGAAACCAAUUCCAGCGGUAUAAUUUCAAACAGACCCACACUGAGCAGUACAGCUUAUCUCGAACCAGUUCAAAAACCACCUCCUUCCUACUCAGAAGCCAUCUUGCUUGGUGCCCAAAAUAACCCUGGGAGUAACAGUGCCCUUUCAAAUGGUGAUAACUUAGUAGAACCUGCCUUAGAGAGCAACAGUGUUUGUACCACAUCUCUUCCUGCUGUGCCUAGUGAUUCUAAGACCAAAGGUGCAGUUGCCAAUCCUACUUACAUGGUGAACUCUGGUUCUGAUCAAGUUUUGCCCAUAUCAACUGGACCUAGCGAGGCCUCAGACUCCAGCUUGCCUAAUGAAGAUCGGAGUUCUUCUUCAUGAUCAAUGCUACUACCAGAAAGCGUCCAAGAGAAUUUGAGUGUAGAUUUGUGGUGGGGUUUGAGAGAUAAAGUGCCUGAUGCCAAACAAUAUUAACUCAUAUGCAGGUGCAGGUUUGUACCCUCCCUAACUGAGGUCUGGGAUAUGAAUUGUACACUUUUGAAGAAUAAAAACUCCCUAUAAUUGAAAAAUGAAUAAGAUAACAAGAGAUAUUUCAGGAGGCAAAAGAGACUUUGUGGUGUUGGCAGUGGGGUUACAAAUAGUCAAACUAGCUUCUCUAAAAUAUUGGUUCUAGCCCUGUAGAGGUGAAGAAAAUGGGGAAAGUUAUAGAUUCCAACCACCACUUUGUCAUCUGCCUUGUUUAUAGAAAAGCUGUAGAAAUUCUAACAAAACUAAGGCACUGUUGGAAAAACAUUAACCUACAUGAUUUUUCAAACGCAGCUAGUCUACAACUUGAAGUUCAGAGGGGCAUAGGCUACCUUCAGCUUAAGUACCACCAGCUUAAAAAGCACUUUCAUAAUCAGGGAAACAUGCUGUCAGGUCACACUUUGCAUCUGAUACAAGAACAUCAAACAAGUUGUAUUUAAAAAUCACAUUUAGAAAUAACAUAUGUGAUUAAUUGCACACAAUAUGUAACUAAUCAAAUCCAAUCAUGUUUCUUAAUAAAAUGUUUGUACAUAUAUAUGUAACUCUAUUCAUUUUUAAAGAUUCUGAAUCAUGAAAUGUUAUUUAUUAGUUUAAGUAAUGGCAUAUCAGCCUUUUAAAGGCUAUAGAUUAAUCCUUUAAUAGUUAACCAGUAUAUAAUAACUUUUGAUUUAACUCUUUUGUAUCAUCAUACUUUUACUAUUGCUUUAAGUACAUUCCAAACUUUAUACUAUGACUUUUCAUUGAAUUUUUUUCUAUCAUUGUACUUUAUUUGAAAAUUGUCUUUUUAUUACAUUCCAAAUUGCUAAACCAGUGAUUUGUAUUAUCAUUCCCAAUUUAUUUGUUAUACAAAGCAUAGGAAACAUGUAUACAUGAACAUUUAUGUGAACCCAUCAUCUAUUCAUUGGUUUUUAUCCUAGAAAAAAUUAUUUGAAAAGGUACCAGUUCAGGUAAACUGCUUAGCAUCUGUCAACUAUAAUCUAUCUAUUUCAACAAAAUCAUAAGCUAUCAGCUAUUGAUCUGAACAGAAAAGGAUAAUGUUAUUAAUAGCUUGGCUGGUUCAAGUUUUCAGUGCCUUUCAAUCUCUGGUCUCAGGUUGGCAAUGUGCUGAAAUAUCUGUUUUAGCAACAUGUGGUAAAUAAAUGUGUAUUUCCUGCCUUAAUGAAUCAAAAAGGCCUGAUGUAAUUAAAACCUGAUGUACAAUCAGUUUAUUUGUAAUUGUUGAAUAA